Molecule: messenger RNA, 924 nt
Organism: Heterostelium album PN500
Lineage: Eukaryota; Evosea; Eumycetozoa; Acytosteliales; Acytosteliaceae
Gene: rplP0
Product: uL10 family ribosomal protein
Exons: 1
Coding region: 1-924 (307 amino acids)
Biological process (GO): cytoplasmic translation; ribosome biogenesis; ribosomal large subunit assembly
Cellular component (GO): cytosolic large ribosomal subunit
Molecular function (GO): structural constituent of ribosome; large ribosomal subunit rRNA binding
Source: RefSeq, a predicted model, not a curated record
AUGUCAGGAGGAGGAAACAAGAGAAAGACUACCUUCAUUGAGAAGGCCACCAAGCUUUUCACCACUUACGAUAGAAUGAUCAUCGCCCAAGCCGAUUUCGUCGGUUCCAACCAAUUGCAAAAGAUCCGUAUUGCUCUCCGUGGUAAGGGUGGUGUUCUUAUGGGUAAGAAGACUAUGAUCCGUAAGGUCGUCCGUGACUUGUUGGAAACCAAGCCAGAGUUGGAAGCUUUGCUCCCACACUUGAAGUCCAACACUGCCAUCAUUUUCGCCAAGGACAAUUUGACUGAAAUCAAGUCAAUCGUCAAGGGUCAACGUGUUGGUGCACCAGCCAAGGUUGGUGUCUUCGCUCCAGUCGACGUCAUCGUUCCAGCCGGUCCAACCGGUUUGGAGCCAACCCAAACUUCUUUCCUUCAAGAUCUCAAGAUUGCCACCAAGAUCAACAAGGGUCAAAUCGAUAUUGAAAAGGAAGUCCAUUUGAUCAAGGUCGGUCAAAAGGUCGGUGCCUCCGAAGCUACCCUUCUUCAAAAGUUGAACAUCAAGCCAUUCACCUAUGGUUUGGAGAUGAAGAUCGUCUACGAUCAAGGUGCAUGCUAUUCACCAUCCAUCACUGAAGAAGACUUGAUCGCCAAGUUCAAGACUGGUGUUGCCAACAUUGCUGCCAUCUCUUUGGAGAUCGGUUACCCAACCGUUGCUUCCAUCCCACACAGCUUGUUGAACGCCUACAAGAAUCUCUUGGCCAUCUCCUUGGAGACCGAGUACUCUUUCCCAGCCGCCGACAAGUUCAAAGCUGCCCUCUCUGCCGCCCCAGUUGCCUCAGCUGCCCCAGUUGCUGCCGCCUCAACCGCCGCUGCUCCAGCUGCUGCCAAGAAGGAAGAGCCAGAGGAAGCCUCCGACGAAGAUAUGGGUAUGGGUCUCUUCGAUUAA